AUGCUUCCGCACACAGCGAGAGAAGAGCAGGUUGAAUGCGACGUGUACUUGUAUGUGUUAUGUGACAGAUCGUGGGCCGGCGCGUAUGUGCGCGUGCGGAGACGCGGGCGCGCGACCGCGCGCCCGCGCAGCGCCCGGCGCGCCGCCCCGACCCAGCUUAUGGCAGGCUCUAACCAUGGCCUCGGCCGCCCACAGGCAUGCUCCAGAUGCAGGAAUCAUAAGAUCAAGUGCGUCCACAACGGCGAGGCGCCGUGCACGUACUGUAUCCACCGCAACGUCGCGCAGGAGUGCCGGCUGACGUUCCCCGAAAACAAAAAGGCCAAGAAGUCCGAGGCCGGCCCGCGCGUGUCGAAGGGCGAGGCCGGCGCGCGCGAAGCGUCCGCGCCGCUGGUGCCCAUGGACGCGAUCUUCACCGCGGGCGUCAGGCCGCAGAUCGAGCCGCACUUGUGCGUGCCGCCCGUCGACGCCAACACGCUGCCCGCGUGGGCGCGCGGGUCGAUAUUCGAGGUCGUACCGCUGAUCCCCGCGCGCGUGGUGCGCGAGGCCGUGCUGCGCGUGGUGCGGUCGUUCCCCGAGCUCAACUUGUUCCACCUGCCCACGGUGCUCGACAGCGCGGAGAAGCUGCACCCGCUGCUCGCGGGCGCGGCGGUCGCGUUUGCGGGGUUCUUCGACCCCUGGCGCGGCGGCAGCGGCGACGGCGGCGGCGAUAGUGGCAGCGGCAGUGACGCCGGCGACGCCAGCGCCAGCCAGUGGCUGGGCGCCGGCUCGUACCAGGUCGCCAACAAGGUAUGCGAGCGGCUGACGCUCGACGCGAUCUUCGCCAAAUGCCACUUCCUGAUGGAGCCCAGCCUCGACGUCGCGUGCGCGCUGCUGAUCCUCGCCGUGGUCAAGUGGGGCCACAGCGAGUACUACGCGGCGUGGAUGCUGCACGGGUGCGCGACGCGGAUGAUCCAGUCCAUGGACAGCGAGGAGUCGUUCCUCCUCAAGGCCAAGAUCUACCCGCUGCUGCGCAAGAUGCAGUUGCGCGCGUUCUGGUGCGCGUACGUGCUCGACAAGAUCAUCUGCGCGGGCCAGCGCAAGACGUUCAUGCUGCCCGACACCCCGGACAUGCUGCUGCCCGUGGGCGACUACGAGUUCUCGCUGGCCACACUCGACGCCGCACCCGAGAUGGACCUGGGCGUCAAGUCCGAGCAGAAGGCCACGCUGUGCGACUUCCUGGCGCAGUGCCAGCGCAACCCGGCGAUCCUGAAAAAGAGCCCCUACGCGCUGCUCGUGUUCCUGUGGUCCAUCUGGGGCGCCGUCAGCCGGCGCGUGACGCGGCCCGACCGCGACAGCCCGGCGUUCGAGUGCCCCUGGGACCCCGACAGCGAGGUCUACAAGCUCAACAGCAGGCUGGACGGCAUAUGGGCCCUGGUGCCGAGGGAGUGGAAGUGGUCCCGCGAGGCGUACCUCGCGGAGAAGCCCGCCGUCAUCAAGGACAACCUCAUGGUCACCAUCAACUGCGUCUACCACGCCUCCACGGCGCUCAUCAACCGCGAGUUCAUGCCCUUCCUGCCGCACGACAUCGACAAGCCCGCGGGCCCCACGGACCUGAAGGAGCCGCCGCCCUACCACGAAAACUACUGGACGGAGUCCGCCAGGCGCUGCUUCGGCUCCAUCCGGACCCUGUCGCGCAUUCUCAAAACCUUGCUGGAAGAGGAACUUGGGCGCUCCCCCGGAGGGAAGUUCAGGAAUGCCGUGCUGGUUACGCCCUACCACUCCUUCCUGGCGUUCACCUGUGGCUUGCUGGCCAACUACGGCGCGAACUUCUACUGGAUGGACCCGGACUCGGAAAAGUACAACAACGACCCCACCAACCCGGACAGGCUUGAAAACUGCUACAACGUCGCCAUCAGCUUACUAAAGGCCAAGGAGAACGACUUUGGCGCGGCCAAGAACUGGCUCGCCGUUAUUCUCAAGAUGGGCGAGAUCAACCGCUUCGUCGCCCAGAACCGAAACAGCACCAAGGUGAGCGAGUGGACCAAGAAGUGCUCCAAGGACCUGGGGCCCUCGCUGAGCAUGCCCAAAGUCGAUAUCAAGAAACUCGAGAAAAUGCUCCCGCUUCUCCCGCCGCCCCACACCAACGGCCAGCAAAACACUGAGAGCUUGUACCCCUCGCCAGCGGCUGACUCCUACUACAACCAAGUUGGCCUAUUUUCCCAAAGAGAGGUGGUCCCGAGCUCGUCGUUUUAUCGCGCGCCGCCGCCAUCAGCAUCGCAGCCGGCCUCCCAAUAUAGGUCGCCAGCGCUGAUGACCCACUCCGCGCCGAUGUCUUUCCCUCUGGCGCCCGCAGCGUCACAGUCUCCAAAACUCUCGUUUCCCGCGUUGCUUCCCGCAUCCGCGUGCGAGCCGUUGUCGUCAAAUCCAGCUCCACAGCCGCUAGCAAGCUUCGGUGCAAGUUCCAGUGUUAGGUCCGUCCCGGCCGCGUCCUAUUCUGUAGUCCCGGGUUCCAGUGUCUUGUCCCCUCAGGUUGCACCGAGCGCCCCAUAUGCAGGCCAGCAGCCGCUGCCUGCCCAUGAUGAGCGGCAUGUCGAAACGGACACAGAUAAACUCAGCUUGUUUUUCAACGAUAGCGAGCUCGACCUUCUAAUGCAGUUCAAUAGCUGA
Messenger RNA from Lachancea thermotolerans CBS 6340, 2646 nucleotides. RefSeq names its product KLTH0D01694p. The transcript has a single exon. NCBI's taxonomy places the organism in Eukaryota, Fungi, Ascomycota, Saccharomycetes, Saccharomycetales, Saccharomycetaceae. Gene Ontology annotation, biological process: DNA-templated transcription; regulation of DNA-templated transcription. Gene Ontology annotation, molecular function: zinc ion binding; DNA binding; DNA-binding transcription factor activity, RNA polymerase II-specific. The record is from RefSeq and is a predicted model, not a curated record. The coding region runs from base 1 to 2646 and encodes 881 amino acids. Gene Ontology annotation, cellular component: nucleus.